AUGGAGGAACUGACGGUGGAGGUUCGUGGAUCCAACAGAGCUUAUUUUAAGGGAUUUGUCAAAGAUGUCCAUGAUGAUUCACUCACUAUUGCCUUUGAGAACAAUUGGCAACCUGAGAGACAAGUUCCCUUUAGUGAUGUGCGGAUGCCACCUCCAGCCGACGGUAAAAAGGACAUCGGGGAGGGAGAAGAGGUGGAGAUCUUCUCCCGGGCCAAUGAGCAGGAGCCAUGUGGCUGGUGGCUUGCCAAAGUGCGCAUGAUGAAGGGAGAUUUCUAUGUGAUCGAGUAUGCUGCCUGUGACGCCACGUACAAUGAAAUAGUCACCUUUGAACGUCUCCGGCCUGUGAAUGUCAACAAGGGGGUGUCAAAGAGCUCCUUCUUCAAAUGCACAGUCCCCGUUCCUGAUGAUCUCAAAGCAGCGUGCGAAAGUGAACAAGCGCAUAAAGAUUUCAAAAAGGCAGUGGGAGCUUGUCGGAUUGUCUACUGUCCAGAUUCAAGCACAAACUCUGAGCAAUCCAAUGCCUCUGAGACUGACUCUGAGCGGAAGGAUGAGCUGAGUGACUGGUCCCUGUUGGGAGAGGAACCUGAGAGGGGUACCUGGCCACAGAGAGACAGCAGGAGGAGAGCUGGUCCAGGGAGGGGGAGAGGAGAGCCCAGUGGCAGGGGUCGAGGAGCAGGGAGAGGAGCCACCAACACCGCUCUAAAGGAUCCUGAUGGCAACCCAUACAGUGUGCUUGACAACACAGAAACAGACCAGACGGCCGACACUGAUGCAAGCGACUCCAACUUCAACACAAACUGCCGCCGCUGCUCCCGCCGGGCUGCUGAGGACACAACAGCCAUUGAAGGCAUGAGCGAUUCGGACAACGCUUCCCUCUGUGAUGCAGGACUUACCAAGGCCAUUCUCACUAUGUCCUCGCAGUGAUAACCUGAUUUAAGGACGGUCAUCAACAGCAUUUAAACAUUUGUGUUGUGCCUUUUACCAUCUCAAUCAGUACCAUCCACAAACUCCUUCAAUCCCUCCGGAUAGAAGUGUCUGAGUAAAAGUAACAAGCCCUGGGAGCCAAUCGGAUUCAACAAACAUACUCCCGUAAGCAUUAGAAAAUACAAUUAUUUAAUGUUACAGAAGACGGUGGACAAUUCAUCAGAGACCAAAAAGGAUAGAAUCACACACAUUGACACCAGUGCCAAGUCCAUCCUCAUGAAAUCCGCUCUCACAGAGGCCUCUGCACGAACUCUCCCCCGAAUAGAUGACAGUAUGAAAACGGAUGCACUCACUAACUGUAUGUCGCUCUGGAUAAGAGCGUCUGCUAAAUGACUAAAAUGUAAAAUGAUUCAAAAGCUAAACAACAGCGGCAUUACCGUAGCAGUAGACCUCGUGUCCGCCCACCAGAGGAAAAGCAACCUGGUAACCAGUGGUGAACGGGCCUGUAGUUUGUUUACCAAAACCAGCAUGACUGAGUGUGCUUAACAUUUGCCCUGGCUAUCAGUAAAGUCUGUGCUUCAACCAGUAACCAUCGAUUUGCUCUGGAGAGCCUCUGCAAUUUCUCAAUUUGAAGCUGAAUAGAUACCUAGGAAAGGCCACCAAGAAGUCCCAUUUGUUUUUAAAUGUUCCCACUCCAAUUCACUAACAUGUCAGCUACUGGUUGACUACUGUUUAUUUGUUUAGAUUUGAUGCUUGCCUGUAUUUCUCAGAAUUUAACAGAAUGUAAGCUAUUUUUCAUUAGCUAUGAUGAUGAUCUAGUUUAAUUCAUUACCAAUGCAAGUGGUUCUAACAUUCUUUGUUUUGCAGUUACAGUGGCAGAUUACAUGUCCCAGGCUGAAUCACAAAGCAGACAGAUGAACCAAAAAAUAACUGGUAAAUUUGGAAAAAUGCUACAAAUCCAACUUUAGGGCCUGUAUGUAUCAAGCAUCUCAGAGUAAGAGUGCUGAUCUAGGAUCAGGUCUCCCAUCUUAUUCAAUGUGAUGUCAAAUGCAAAUCAGCACACCUAAUCUGAGACGCUUGAUACAUACAAGCUGGCUGAAACAAGUGAUGGGGAGAAAGAAACAUGGUAGUGUACAGAAACCUGCAAUUGACGUACUUCAGGGGCAUGGCACAUGGAAGCUACAGUAUGUGAAAUCGCCACUAGGCUGGUUUCAAUUUCUAGCAUUGUAUCAAAACAGUCAUGUUUAGUGUAUCUAUUUGGUACAUGAAGUAUUUGUAUUUAUUAUGAAUCCCCAUUGGCAGAAGCUACUCUUCCUGGGGUCCAGCAAAAUUAAGAAAGUUAGACAUUUUUAAAAACAUAAUACAUUCACAACAGAUUUCACAACAUUAAGUGUCAAGCUUCUGUAACAAUUUCUACUUGGCUGUGUCCUGCAGGGGCAUGUUGAGUGUAUUGCAGAGCACAGCCUCUCCACAUCAGCCAAGACAAGCAAUGGCCCCAGCAAUGGAAGAGGUGACGAACCAGGCAGGGCUUCCACAGAAAGGGCUGCCAAAGUCUGUUACCAAGGGAAAUGUGACUAGCAGCCUGUCCUGAAUAGUGUCUCCUAAUCUAUGGACCCAUUAUAAAACUCAUUAAUUGUACUACAUUCGUACAAUAGUUAUUGUACAAGCUUGCCAAAGAUGGACAUAUGGACUUCUAGAUUCUCUACUGCACUUUUCAGUUCCCUAACCAGGCGGAACAGUGGGGGAGAUUUAGCACUGAACCGAGACAUAAAAAAGUAUGUUUCAAGUACAUGAUCAGAUGUUGUGCCUUGAUAGUAGAUUUAACAUUGCCUGGCUGUAGUAAAAGUUUUGUCAAUGAUGACAAAGGUGGGAAGAAUCCAGUUAUCCUAAUAUUUGUUGAGGAGCUUUGGCUGCUUUUUUUGUAAACAUUUUAAUAUGCAACCUUCAGAUGAGGAAAACUAGGAAAUGCAGUCGAAGAGGGAAAAAAAAAAAAAUUGUGUUGCACUGAAUUGAAAUGUAUUUUCCAUAAGAGACACGGUAGUCUGGAAACUGGUCUGUCUGUUCUUGUCCCAUUUGUUUAUGCUGAACGACACUCCACAGUGAUGAAUCUGUACACUGGGAUUCUGUUUCUCAUGCACCCACCAGGGGCUGGAAUGAUGGUGGCAGUAACUCGUCUCAUGAAGGAGCUUUAUUUUGUUUAUUUAUUUGAAAAUGUACAGUAUUUAAAAGGCUGUUAACACUAAACUGGUGGAACAACCGUAUUUUUAUGCAGGUGAAAAUUUGGACUACUGAGGUCAAUUUCCAGAUUUUGGUUAAAAAACUGUCUUUUUUUUAAUGAUCAUUCUGGUUGUUUGAUAUGCAAUAUGUUUUGUAUGCCAGUAGUUCUUAAAUAAAACCUGAUCUUUCAUCUAGAUCCAAAACCA
Coregonus clupeaformis (lake whitefish) is the source of this 3347-nucleotide messenger RNA. Its product is annotated as fragile X mental retardation syndrome-related protein 1. Gene Ontology annotation, biological process: regulation of filopodium assembly; anterograde axonal transport; DNA damage response. The transcript is spliced from 8 exons. Gene Ontology annotation, molecular function: translation regulator activity; mRNA 3'-UTR binding; protein homodimerization activity. Bases 1 to 924 code for a protein of 307 amino acids. Gene Ontology annotation, cellular component: dendritic spine neck; postsynaptic density; dendritic spine. NCBI's taxonomy places the organism in Eukaryota, Metazoa, Chordata, Actinopteri, Salmoniformes, Salmonidae. The record is from RefSeq and is a predicted model, not a curated record.